Messenger RNA from Closterium sp. NIES-67, 1601 nucleotides. The record is from the annotation of a GenBank genome assembly. Lineage: Eukaryota; Viridiplantae; Streptophyta; Zygnematophyceae; Desmidiales; Closteriaceae.
UUAGGAAGCGCAUGGGCAUCGGCCGAUUCCUUUCUGUAACGGGUUUUUUCUAUGGGAGUUGCGAAUACACUGUCAUGCCGUUCGGGUUAACGAAUGCCCCCUCAAUGUUCCAGCUGAUGAUGAACGGGGUAUUCCGAUAUCUACUCGAUAAAUGUGUGAUCAUUUAUCGGGAUGACAUCCUGAUAUACAGCACAACACGGGAGCAGCACUUAAAGGACCUGGAAGCGAUUUUUCAAUGCCUGCAGCAAAAUUAUCUCAUGACCAAAGGCUCGAAGUGCGAGGUGCUGAUUAUCAGUGGGGAGAGAAGCAACUUUGCGUUUGACGGAUUAAAAAAUAUUUUAAUCUCGCCACCAGUAUUUCGGAUUGCUGACCCAGAACGACCAUUCAAGGUUGUGACAGAUGCAAGUGACAUCGCCAUCGGAGAAUUUCUAGUACAUGAUUUUGGCGACGGCCUUCAGCCAAUCGCGUAUGAGUCGCGAAAGUUACAGUCGGCUGAGCAAAAUUAUCCCAUACACGACAAAGAAAUGUUGGCGAUCGUGCACGUUUUCAAGAUCUGGCGAUGCUACCUGACGGGAGCCGACGUGACUGUACAAAUAUAUCAAAAAUCCUUACAGUACCUGCGCGCGCAGCCGAAUCUCAACCCGCGGCAGAUUCGCUGGUUGGAUUAUCUGGAAUCAAACUUCACGUAUCGAAUCUUGUACAAGAAGGGUGCCAACAACAUUGCUGACGCCCUCUCCAGACCAUCUGCCCAAACCGCCGCUGUACUAAUCGCCCAGACGAACUCUUAUCGUCUACUUCGUAAAUUACUAAUUCAAGAAGUCCACGAUUCGAACUUAUCAGGACAUUUCGGGGUUGACAAGACUCUGAAGGCAGUGCAACGGUUUUAUUAUUGGCCCGACAUGAUUUCGGAUGUGCAAAAGUACGUGGGCGCGUGUCCGAUCUCCCAGACAAUGAAAUCAUCACGCCAGCGGUCAGCAGGACUGUUGCAGCCCCUCGAGCCACCCCAACGUUUUUGGCAACACGUGACAAUAGAUUUUGUCACCGGCUUGCCGGCCAGACCAAGUGGAAACGACGCGGUCCUUGUCGUCGUCGAUCGCCUCACGAAAAUGGCUCACUUUGCGCCAUGUUGCCUGACGAUCACAGCCAAAGAAACCUCGCGUCUGUUCAUCUCGGUCGUCAUUCGCCUGCAUGGUAUCUCGGUGGGAAUCAUCAGCGAUAGUGAUCCGAGAUUCACCUCGUGCUUCUGGCAAGACACAUGGAAUCGAUACGGCACCCGCCUACAGUUCUCAUCCGCCUAUCACCCGCAAACCGACGGUCAGACAGAACGGACAAAUCAGACCAUGGAACAGUUGAUUCGCACGAACUGCCCGGAUAUCAGCAAAUGGGAAGAUUCACUACCCAUGCUUGAGUUUUCCUACAACAAUGCACCCUCUGCCACGACUAAUCACUCGGCCUUUUCCCUGAAUUAUGGGAUGGAUCCGACAGUACCCAUUUCCACCAACGUUGAAAGCCAAGUUGACUUCCUGAUACGAUGGACUCAUCGUACCAGCGAGGACCAUACGUGGAUUCCCUCGUGAAUUUGUGUACCCAAGCUUUCUCAA